Molecule: messenger RNA, 1535 nt
Organism: Pantherophis guttatus
Lineage: Eukaryota; Metazoa; Chordata; Lepidosauria; Squamata; Colubridae
Source: RefSeq, a predicted model, not a curated record
GCCCAAAGAAACCUCAUGAAGCAAAGAAACAUCGACCACCACCAAUUCCUGGUGAAGAAGAGAUAGUGAAAGAAAAGAAAAAAGAAAAAUCACACAAAGCUCAUGCCCCCGAUGAUGAAGAAAAACCAAAAUCAGAAAAACCACACAAAAGUCACAAAUCAAAACAUCCACCACCACCACCACCGCCGCCGCCACCACCCAGUCUUAAAACCGUGGUAAUACGAUUCCUCAUAGGACACGACUGCGCCACAAUAUGUCUUAUACUUAUCUUCUUCCUUGUUGUCAUCACUUUGUGGAUGGCCAUUCUGGUGUGGCAAGAAAAGGUGAGAUAUGAGCCUCUUCGUAAGGCAAUACAGAACAUUAGGAAGUUCAUGGUUGCACAGAAUCCUGACCUUAAGGUAUUUAAUGAUGUUGAUAUAAUCCUGGAAGCUGAAAAGCUUGCAACUCAACUGUUGCCAUGGUCUACAAAGCUCAAUGAAAUUGAAGCUGAGAUUACUAACGUUCAAUACAAAUUGAAUCAUGACUGGAUGGCAUAUAAAGGACACCUUUAUUCAUUAAAUGACAGGUUAAGUGACUAUUAUGAGUUCAGACAGUAUUGUGAAGAUGAAAAAGCUGCACUUAUUUCAGAUAUAAGUGAGGAAGAGGAGAAGUUCUUAGAAGAAGUAGCUCAAAGAAAGCAAGGUCCUUACUACAUCGGAUUAGUCCUUAGUUACUUAACAGAUAAGUGGCAGUGGUACAAUCUUGGAACUGAACCUCCAAAAUCGUACUGGAUGGAGGGAGAACCACGUGACCCUUAUAAUAAUAUGUGUGCAGCAAUUCACAAUGAAUGUAUAACCCCAUUGAUGUGUUGGGUCAAUCUGGACUGUAUGACGGUAGGAAGAGGCAUUUGUAAGCAGAAACCUGAGGACAAAUGGAUAAACUAAUUCUUUGCUGAAUGUUGCACAAAAUUGUAUUUGAUGAACUCAGUGAGAAAAAAAAUGCCAAUCGGUGAAGCUGCCUCUUAAAAACAGUUGCCCCAGUCAGCCACUGUGGGGGCAUGAAAGAACUCCAGACUUUGACUUCCGCUUCCAAACACCUUUUCCAUCCAGACUUUUCAGAGAUGAAAGACACUGUCUUAUUUAGCAAAUAAAAAAGAAUGAAAAAAAAAAAAACCCUGGUAUUUUCUGUUUUCAUUCUAUUUAGUUCAGUGCUGGGUGAACUUUAUUGCUUGUAAGCUGCCCAGAGUCGCUGAGAGUGAUGGACGGCCAUAUAACUCUAAAAUAAAUAAACAAGUACAACUUGUUGUACAACAUCCUGGAGUAUUGAAAGCCCCCCUGAACUCCACCCACUCACCACCCCAGGAUUUGCCAAUGUAGAGAUUUGGUUUUAUUGAUUUGUUUAUUUAUCCAUCGCACCUGUACUCUGCUGCCUUCAAAAAUGUCCUUGGCCUACCUAGAAUACAAUAGAAGGAUUCACAACAACCAUUGUUCUUCAAUGCAUGAAACCAUGUGAGAGGCUCAACAAGAACAAUAAAAGCAUCACUACACACACAAAAA